Phytophthora sojae is the source of this 771-nucleotide messenger RNA. RefSeq lists its product as hypothetical. Lineage: Eukaryota; Oomycota; Peronosporomycetes; Peronosporales; Peronosporaceae. The transcript has a single exon. The record is from RefSeq and is a predicted model, not a curated record. Bases 1 to 771 code for a protein of 256 amino acids.
AUGCGGAGCCAGGCGCAAAAUAUCCGGGUAUUGUGCCACUUUGGUCCCAACAUCCGACGAAAUCAACGCCUCAAUCGAGCAACACGCGCUCAGUUGAAGACGCUGCGGACUGUGUUCCAGCAGCGUCCAGCUUUCCUUCGAACUUGCUUGCGGUGUUUAGCGAGUGCCGCGUGCGCUACAGGCAACGUAGCCAUUCUGGACUGGGUGAACCAGUUUGGACUCGAGCUGCCUUCGUUAGCGCCCGCCCGUAAUGCUGUCAGAAUCGGCGAUUUGAAGUUGUUGCAGUGGCUCUGGGAGAAUGGAUUCGAGGCUACGGAUCCGAUGCUGCUGAAGCUCGCAAUGGAGUACUCGCAUCUGGACGUCGUUCAUUGGCUAGUAGAACGCGGGUAUGAGGUGAACUCGCUUGACCUGAUCAAGUUUGCUGAGAAUGCAUCGGUAUUGCGGUUCUUGGUGGAGCACGGGCCGCCACUUGACUUGGCAACCGCGAAGGACCUUGUUUUAGAGAACCGGAACAUCGAGAUUGCUUGGUGGGUACCUGAGAACGUGCGGAAACUGCUUGUGCUUGAUGCGCUGCAGGACGAAGAUGGAGAAGUUUUGUGGUGGAUUUUGGCGCAUACGAAGUUUCAAGACGAAGGCGUUCAAAACAGUAUCCGUGAUGCCAUCCAGUGCGCUUCGAAGGAUACAAAGCAGUGGCUUCAGGCGAAUUUGAGGAAUGUGGAGGCCUGCUGUUGGUGUUUUCCGACAUCAAACAAGAGGCGGACGGCUCAAUAA